UCUCAACACAUGGGCGAUGACGGAAUGCGUUAGUCUGCAGGCGUGAGAUAUGGCGUUUCCUCCUCUUCACCAGGCGAUAGCGAGCUCUCCGUAGACAGUCUCGCACGCACUCUCACAGUCGUCGGCGGCGCGAGGACAGCAUUACGACGAGAUGGCAUCUGGCGAGCUUACUCACUUCGCGCAUAUCAUUUCUUGGAUUUUCGGCUGGGUCUACUUCACAGCCUGGACGAUCUCGUUCUUCCCACAAGCUGUUCUGAACUGGCGCCGACAAACGACCCAUGGAUUGAUGCCAGAUUUCCCUCUGCUCAACUGCUUUGGAUUCUCGUGCUACACUAUCAGCACCAUCCUUUUCCUGUACUCGCCCACGAUCCGCCACCAGUAUGCCGCACGACAUCCUGCGUCUCCGGAGCCAACAGUCCGCUUCAACGACCUCGCCUUUGGGUUGCUUGCUCUGGUAAUGAGCUUUGUGACAUAUUCACAAUUCUGGCCUCGACUCUGGGGUUGGAACCCAAAAGCUACAAUUCACCGACAUGUCACGAAGGUCACUCUUGGCCUGAUAUAUGGCGGCUUCCUAGCUUUGACCAUUCUAUUUCUCAUCGUUGUGAGUAAAGGUGGCGACCAGGGUGGCCGCGGAUGGGCAUGGAUCGAUGUGGUAUACGGUUUGGAGUACAUCAAGCUCAUGUACACCAUUUUCAAAUACGUCCCGCAAGUUGUGUCAAACUUCCGCAGAAGGUCAACAUUAGGAUGGUCUAUCGAACAGCAGUUACUGGAUUUCACUGGUGGCACCCUCAGCCUUGCACAACUGGUCAUCGACAGUAGCCUUCAAUCGGAUUGGAGUGGUUUGACGGGGAACCCUCUCAAAUUCGGCCUGGCGAAUAUUUCACUCGUCUUUGACAUCAUCUUCAUAUUGCAACACUUUGUGCUCUUCGGACCUGUCGAAGAAACUCCAAUACCCGAUGAUUCAGCGAGGGAGCGGUCUGAAGCUGAAGCGGAAGCCUUGUUGCCCGACGGACGCAGAUGACACGGCACAACUGUGAUAGACCUGGUUAGACAUGUAGUUGAGGAAGCAAGAUACCGACACCGAAACGAUAGCCAGCUUCGAGACUAGAUAUCAUGGCGGCCAUAAAGUUUCGGCAUGUUUCACGUUGUGCUCGCCGCACGGCGUGCUUACAAAGUCAUUUUUCCAGUGACACCGUGCGUCAGGAUGGCAGACGAUUAGACAGUGCGCCAAUAGCAGUAAAAUGAUUGAAUGCCGCGGGUGAACCGGUUUUUUGUACGCCUGGA
Cercospora beticola is the source of this 1284-nucleotide messenger RNA. It is a transcript of the gene ERS1, whose product is annotated as cystinosin-like protein ERS1. Gene Ontology annotation, biological process: L-cystine transport. The record is from RefSeq and is a predicted model, not a curated record. Gene Ontology annotation, molecular function: L-cystine transmembrane transporter activity. Lineage: Eukaryota; Fungi; Ascomycota; Dothideomycetes; Mycosphaerellales; Mycosphaerellaceae. Gene Ontology annotation, cellular component: vacuolar membrane; fungal-type vacuole.